Salvelinus sp. IW2-2015 is the source of this 1788-nucleotide messenger RNA. RefSeq names its product adhesion G protein-coupled receptor B2-like. The record is from RefSeq and is a predicted model, not a curated record. Lineage: Eukaryota; Metazoa; Chordata; Actinopteri; Salmoniformes; Salmonidae.
UGUUCCUAGGGCCUGACAUUUCUCUUCUUUCUCUCUCCCUCCCUCUCAGUAUUCCCCUCAUUUACUCAUUUGUUUCCCUCUAAACUCAGCCCUCAGUGGCGCAAUUGAGGCAUUAAUAGAAUAAUUAAUUCCUCUCAUUAGCCUGUUUUUAAUUAUUUCCAUGCCUCCUUCCUCUGCGCCCAGUAUAAACUCAUCGUCUGUUUUCAUCAAAUUGCCCAUAAAAUCCAAGUGUUGGCACGGUGUAUCGUAGCCUAGCGUGCUAGCACUCCCUGGCUCUAUCAGUGGGGCCUAAUGAGGAGACAGUUAGCCCAGACAGAACGAACCUAACGCUAGCUCCAAUGCGCACUAAGGGGCACUAUGCUAAUGCAGCUCAUUUAGUGUCCUUGGACCAAUUAAGAGGUGAGGUGAAAAGGGCCAAGUCGCUUGCCGGAACUGUUUAUGGAGAGGGACUAGAACAUGACCCUGAAUAGGACUCCAGCGGCCAUGUUGUAGCCGACUACAAUCUGGGUCUGAUUUGUCAUUUGACAGAAAUGUGUAGCCCUUAAUAGAUUGUAUUUGUUCCGCGUUUACUGGUUCCUUUGAAGACCCCUAUUACUACAAUACCAAGCUUGUGUAUUAUUCCACUCGACGGUUAGUUGUACUCAGUGAUUGUUUCUGAGCUUGUGUAGUAGGGGACUUGGUACAGAAUAAUGAUGGUAUGAUUGGUUGUGGUAAUGGUAAGAUAUCUCUAAAAGGGUUCAUCUAACGUUUCAAAAUGGAGAGGGAAGCUCAUGCUUUGUAUCCCUGCAGGCAUGUGGGAUUUGUAAUGAGAUUUGAAAAGAGAGAGAGCGGGAAGAUACAGGCCAUGGAGAGAGGAAACGGUCGAAACAGAGAGAGACAGAGAGAGAGUGAGGGAAAGAGACAGAGUGAACCGGCAAGAGAGAGAGAGAGAGUUAUUGUAAUUUGAGUGUCCACCUGAGCCCUUUUUGGUUUAGAGACCCAAAGCCCACUGUUGUCUCAUCAGAACCCAGAACAAUUCUACUUCCUGUAUUAUUACCUGACCCUCUGGUACCCACUCAUCUCUGGCCCGGGCUCUGCAUGCUUGGACUCGCUUGGUGUCCAUUGGUCAUUCUGUUUACAGUAUCUAAUCAUUUAAAUGUCUUCUAAUUCAUACAUGUGUGUAUUUAUUUAAUUGACAUUUUAUUUCGAUGCCUGUGAGUCUGCAACUGACUGUCUGUCUGUUACUGGAUGGUACGUUGUUAUUUCAUUGGCUCUUUUUGUUUGUUUUUGUUUGUAUGUUGUCUGGGUUGGGCUUCGUCAUGCUUGGUGCCACAUGUUUCUCUGUCUUAGUUUGACUGUAGCCAGGCAGCAAGCAGAACCAAGGGCAGCCAACACAAGAAAGAGGGAAAAGCGAUGGAGCAUUUCGUCUGCCGGAGGUGAAAAGAACUCUUCGAGUGACAAGUCGACCCCGACCCAAGACGACCAUCACUCCUGGGACAGCUUCAAGACCAUGACCCCUGAGCUGUCCAUCGUGCCGGGGGAGCACAAGGACAGGAUGGAGCUGCACACCAAGACCACCUGGGACUCCUCGUCUGCCAACACACCUGACACGUCCGAGGGGGACUUCCAGACCGAAGUGUGAUGAGGCAGAGAAACACACACACACACACACACACACAUGCAGAAACACACACACAAAGAAACCCAGAUAACGCAUAUACACUCACAAACAAAAAUGUUCACACAGACAGAAAUGCAAAAACAACUACAUUCAGAAUCAGAGAAACACACACACACACACACACACAC